AGCAGCUCGAUCAGUUCAAGUCGUUGGCGCGAUUUGUGUAGUAGCACAUGUGAGUCCGGUCGUCGUCUGUCUCCGAAGUCGUCUGCGUUUUCGAGGCGUAUUCAGUGUACGUGUGCUUCGUGCGUGCUUCCCAAGCUGUUUAAGGUCUUUAAGAAAAAUUGUCAGCGGUCAACGAUCAGCGAACAUCAACGACAAUCGGCGUAACAGGUUUAUGGAUGUACGUGACAUUUUUUUUCGGUCGUUUUUCAACUUUUAAUUUAGCCCCCUUGUCCUUCCGCUCUUCGCGGGCUUUGGGAUUGCUCUUGAGAAGCCGUUGGUUGGGACCUUCGUUACGGGCAGCAGAAGUCUGUCAGUUAGACAGUGGUAAAUACGGUUGCAGCUUCCCUUCAGUGAGAUGAUUUAUCGCAUGGUUGGAGAUUCCAACCGAAGAGAGAACGACGUGGAUGACAACGGUGCUGCUUUUGAGGUCCGAAGCUUUGGGUCCAGUGUUGAAGCAACGACGGGGAAUGUGCAGCAGAGUAUACGCUAAGUGCUAAGUGGAAAAGUGGGACCAAGCUGUCCCUAGUUUAAUUCAAAGGGGGAGUGACCAUUGUACGUGAGAGUGAGAAAUAAUAGUGAUUAUGCCAAGAAUCGUUAAACUUUUUGCGCACUACGAAUGAAUGGAUACGAAGCUGAUUCUUCAGUGGUGUUUCUGAAUGAGUGGGUGAUCGAGUGCUGCCGAGGAAGACCAACCACGCCGCCGCCGGUACACUUUAGUAGCGAUCGAAAUACGAUCGAAGCGCGGCGCGCCGGAGUUUGAACCGUGGAGAGAGCGUGUUUCGGGGAGUGCACAUAACUGCAUGCUGGAGCGAGCGUGUCUUCUCCUGGGAUCUUUGAAUGUGCUCUGGAUUUGGUUCGGAGCGGCGAUCGUUCCGAGUGACGGUUCAGUGGAUGGGAUAUGACCAAAUAAUCGGUGCAGCGUGAAAAGUCAACUUGGAAGAGUUGGAAAAGUGCAGUGAAGUUUUACAACAGGAAGAGCCAAAGAAAUAAGAUGUAUGGCCUUUGAUUUGUGUUAUUACUCCGUGUGUAUUUGUCUGUGGUCGAGUUCGGAGUGUUUGGAAGGUGCCCAAGCAAGUGAAGGUUUAAAUCCAAGCUGUGAUUUGGGAGUGUGGCGAAAGGAGAAACGAAGUGAAGUGACUCCCCAAGGGGAUUGGGGAAACGAUAUUUUAUAAACAAAAAGCUUCGCGCGAAAGAAGAGUCCGAUAUACUACCGAAGAGAAGCGAUACGUUGCAUAGUGUACUAUUUUGGGAGAAAAAACGGAUGCAAUUCAGUCGUGGUCAUACGGUUUAUGCAGAAUACGCUAUAUCAAACAAAAACAACAAGACAUCAAGUAGUACCCAUCACUUUCCUGUAAAAUAUUGAUUAUGCAUAAGUCAUCCUAAGGUUCCCUAUCAACGGAUUUUAAAUAAGGGAUUCCGCCGCCACGGCACCACCCAGUCGCACCAAUGUCGUACCCAUACCAAAAACCAUCAUCCUUCGAGUACGACCAGCUGAACCGGGUGCCGUUGAGUCCCCAUCACCACCAGCAGUCUCCCUACCCCAAACCUCCCCUCCAGCAUCCCUCGGCAUCUCCGAUCCACCAUCAACCGCCACCCCCUCAGCAUUCCCCAUCGGUGGGUGACUUCCUGCCACCACUGCAACCGCAGCCCCAUCAGGAUGCCGCCGGAGGAUCGCGAUCAAUUUAUAGUGCCCACGCCCUAUCCCAGGCGGCAACCAAUCUUCAUCCCCAGCAUCUGCAGCAUCUUCAGCAUGGCCCAUUCAGCCAGCAGCCUCCACCACCGCCAAUGGGAUCGUCGCCAUCACCUGCACUGUAUCAUCAUUCACCUCGGGGCGCACCGGGACCAGGCCAUCAUCAGCAGACAUUUCCGCCGAAUUUCCCUCCCAAUAUGCACCACCAGCAGCAGCAGCAUCACCAACAAGGAGGCGGAGGAGGUGGACCCGGGGGAGGGGGAGGCGGUGGCCACAAUUAUUCCCAGUCCGACGAUGACAGCGGCUGCGCACUAGAGGAAUACACCUGGGUUCCACCCGGACUGCGACCGGAUCAGGUACACCUGUACUUCUCGGCCAUCCCCGAAGAUAAGGUCCCGUACGUCAACAGCAUCGGGGAGCGACACCGGGUCCGUCAGUUACUUCAGCAGCUUCCACCCCACGAUAAUGAGGUGCGAUACUGCCAUUCACUGACCGAUGAAGAGCGCAAAGAGCUGAAACUCUUCUCGGCCCAAAGGAAGCGGGAGGCCCUCGGCAGGGGAACCGUGAAGCAGCUCGCCACGAAUCAGAUUUGCGACGGGUGUGGCGAAUGCAUUUCUUCCGGUGACAUGGGAGUGUACGCGUCUCGGUUCGAUCCGGGAACGUGCUGGCACCCGGCCUGUUUCGUGUGCAGCGUCUGCAAGGAACUGCUGGUGGAUUUGAUCUAUUUCCAUCGAGAGGCCCGGCUAUACUGCGGAAGACACCAUGCGGAGACCCUGAAGCCACGCUGCUCGGCAUGUGAUGAGAUCAUACUCGCGGACGAAUGCACGGAAGCCGAGGGACGAGCGUGGCAUAUCAAGCAUUUCGCCUGUUUCGAGUGCGACAAGCAGCUGGGUGGUCAACGGUACAUAAUGCGCGACGGAAAGCCGUACUGCUUGCACUGUUUCGACGCUAUGUUUGCCGAGUACUGUGACUUCUGCAGCGAACCAAUCGGCGUAGAUCAGGGUCAAAUGAGCCACGAUGGUCAGCAUUGGCACGCGACAGACAGUUGUUUCGCCUGCAGUACCUGUCGAUGUUCGCUGCUUGGACGGCCAUUCUUGCCACGAAGGGGUGAGAUUUAUUGCUCGAUAGCUUGCAGCAAAGGUGAGCCACCUACGCCUUCCGAUGGAUCAGUGCCAACCGUUUUGCCCUCACGAACACGCCUUCGGGCACCCGGUCAACGUAACUUCGAUGACCCUUCGGCGGAAUACGUACCUAAUUUGCCAAAGUCACCCGAACCGCUGCAGAGUCCCAUCAGUGAACGAAGCACUCCUCACUCCAGCCCUGCCAAACACUCGCACACGGAGAUGUCCACCAACAUUUCCAGUCCCGUCCCCACGGAAUUCAACGAUCAAACAUAUUCCGUCUCCGCUGACAACGAUGUACAAACUUACACCGGCAGUGGCGCUACCUCACCCAUAUCCUCCAGAACUCUGCCCUGCACGGAACCCAGUGAUCAAACUGACCACCAGCAUCAAUCCCUUCCUCCACUGCUUCCUAACCAUCGUCGAAUCCCUCAGUGUUCCCCUGAACUGGAUCGACUCCUGCACAAAGAUCGAAGUCGACAACCGCUGGACCUCACCGACCUCAGCCUGAGCCUGGACAAUUGGCAGGCGGAUCACAACUCGACCGUUAUCCCAGGACCCAGUAUAGCCAAAACCAACCCAGCUCUUACCUCUUCCAUGCCGGAGUUGAGUCAAUCGCUUCAACAACAGCAGCAGCAACAACAGCAACCACAAUCACUACUAGCUUACGAUGAUAUUAGCCCGUUGGACAAAGCAAGUGCAAUAACCGAUCCCGAUGACGCCAUCCAGAACGCGUCGGACGAUGCGUCGCAUUCCAUAGUGGAGCUGCCGACGCCGCCACCGAUAGUCAUCAAGAAAGAGGUCCGCUUCGAGGGAAUCUUCCAGGACUCGCUGCCCCGCUCCAAGAGCUACUGCACCCGAUCCGGCGGGUCCCGAUCGCGAUCGUCCAAAUCCAAGCGGCGUUCUUCGCACCACCACCAGCAUCAUCGUUCAUCGGGAGAGAGCAGUAGCUAUAGCGGUACUAGCUACGAUCGACACCACCACUCGUCCUCGGGCAGCAGUAGCAGCAAUAGGAGAUCUCCGCGGCGGAGACGAGUCCCGGAUGUGGAGUUCAUCGAGCAUCAGGAUCACCACAGAGGUGACGGCGAUGACGAUUCCGAUAGCCGAAGCGUGUGUUCCACCUGUUCGUCGAGUUCGUCCAGCGCAGACGAUACGGUGUACGAGCUUCCGAUGAGGCGAACCUACGGCGGAACGAGGAUCCAUUAUAUGCCAAACAAUUCGCUUGCGUGCGCCCGAAAGCGGAAGCAACUGCAGAAUAGCCAUCCUUAUGAGAAAGACAAUAAGAACUGUAUCAUAUCGUGAGAGUGGGCGGAGAACCGUUGUGUUUGUGAAAUAUUUUAGAGUUAGGUUGUGUAUAUUUCGUCGACUGCCCCCCGUUUGUUCUCGGCGCAGUAUUUCAAUGUGAAUCGAAAAUAAUCGUUUGAAUCAAAAACAAACAUACAUUUAUAGUAGAGACCAGAAGCAUCGAAAGUUUGCAUGUAUUUUGACUAUUCAUUUUUUUUCGGGUUGAAAUUUUAGAUUUAGAUGGAUUGAAUAUUUAUUUGAAAGUUUUCAAAUUGAACAAGAAAUACUCUGACAGAACGUGGUAGAAACAAGUGAGAUUAACGUGUAUUCAUCGCAUAACGUACGAUUGUACUCGGUAGCCGGUACCGAAAGCUGAACCGUAUUCAAUGCUCAUAUCGUAGGUGUAAGAAUAUUUUUUAUACAUGUAGAGUUUGAUAGGAUUAAAAUUUUACCGAAAAGUUGAAAGUGGAGAAUCAUGAUGGUUUACUGUGUAGUAAGAUCGAUAUCACAUCAUUAUAAACUUACGAGCUAUACCAAUUGUGUGUAAUAAGUUAGGGAAAUGCUGUAUUCCUGUGUUAACUCCUUCAUAUAAAUUUUAUUUUUUAAUUUC
Molecule: messenger RNA, 4744 nt
Organism: Aedes aegypti (yellow fever mosquito)
Lineage: Eukaryota; Metazoa; Arthropoda; Insecta; Diptera; Culicidae
Product: protein prickle
Exons: 10
Coding region: 1486-4152 (888 amino acids)
Molecular function (GO): zinc ion binding
Source: RefSeq, a predicted model, not a curated record